GAUCCGAGCACACCAUCUUUCAUUGAGAAUGAAAUUGGUGACAACUAUUUCAAUGUCACUUUUACGCCAUCAAAGUUCGACGACGAGGAACGACGCCCAGUUGGAAACACGUUCCUCGUAGAGUAUCGAGAAGCUGACACAGAUGAAUGGAAGCGAGUUCCACAAAAAGGAGACGAUUUGACCGUUCAAGUCGGUGAUCUCAAUCCUGGAACAAGGUAUGAGGUUCGUGUUGCUGCUCUCCAGAAGGAUCCAAGUGGUGCAGAAAGGGAAUCGUAUUCCCCAUCAAGUUAUAUAACGACUACUGGACGGUCUCCGAAAACGGCUCGUUUAUGGUGGGUGCUGUUGAUCCUGCUUAUUCUGUUGUUGUUGCUGUGCAUUCUGUGUAUGAUCUGUGUCGCGCUGCGACAUCGCGGACAGAACUACCCGGUAUCUCAAAAGGAACGCGAACAAGGCCGCGAACCGAUUCUCGCAAAGCAACAUUUCGGCGAGUACAAAAAUGAUGAUGAUGAGAAGCGAUCAUUGACUGGUAGCAAGGCGGAGUCUGAGACUGACAGCAUGGCUGAAUACGGCGACACCGAUCCCGGCCGAUUCACAGAGGAUGGCAGCUUUAUCGGUCAAUACGUUCCGGCUAAGACGCUGAUGCCACCGGAGAGAACGGAGAAGGGCAGCACGUCGACUUUUGUCUGA
Molecule: messenger RNA, 687 nt
Organism: Ostertagia ostertagi
Lineage: Eukaryota; Metazoa; Nematoda; Chromadorea; Rhabditida; Trichostrongylidae
Source: the annotation of a GenBank genome assembly